Molecule: messenger RNA, 980 nt
Organism: Prorocentrum cordatum
Lineage: Eukaryota; Dinophyceae; Prorocentrales; Prorocentraceae
Source: the annotation of a GenBank genome assembly
GCGGGCAGUGGCAGCGCGCGCUGGCGCUGCUCCGCCAGAUGCACGGCGCAGAGCUGGACCCGAGCGUGAUCGCCUACAACGCCGCGAUCAGCGCAUGCGGGAGGGGCGAUCAGUGGCGGUACUCCCUCUGGCUACUCGACGAUCUGCGUGGCGCCAGGCUGGACCCCAAUGUGAUCAGCUACAGCGCUGGGGUCAGCGCCUGCGGGCAGGGCAGGCAGUGGCAGCACUCGCUGCACCUGCUCGCGGAGCUGCGGCGAGCGCGCCUGGAGCCGAACCUCAUCAUCAGCAAUGCCGCGAUCAGUGCGUGCGAGAAGGUCGGGCAUUGGCAGCAGGCCCUGUCGUUGCUCGGCCAGCUGUGCGAAGUAGAGCUGGAGCCAGAUGUCAUCAGCUUCAAUGCUGGGAUUAGCGCCUGCGAGAAGGGCGGGCAGUGGCAGCAGGCGCUCUCACUGUUCAGUGAGCUCCAGGAGAAAAAGCUGGAGCCAGACGUGAUCAGCUACUGCGCCUCCAUCAGCGCGUGCGAGAAAGGCGAGCAGUGGCAGCAGGCACUGUUGCUGCUCAGCGAGCUGUGGGAUUCGAACUUGGAGCGGGAAGUGAUCAGCUACAAUGCUGGGAUCAGCGCAUGCGAGAAGGGUGGGCAAUGGCAGCGGGCGCUAACCUUACUUCGCCAGUUGUGCGACACAAAAUUGGAGCCAGACCUGAUCAGCUACUGCGCUGGGAUCAGUGCGUGCGAGAAGGGGGGGCAGUGGCAGCAGGCGCUGUCGUUGCUCAGCAAGCUGCGUCACACACAGUUUGAGCUUUGUGGAAUCAGCUACAACGCUGGGAUCAGUGCGUGCGAGAAGGGCGGGCAGUGGCAGCAAGCACUGUCGUUGCUGAGCGAGCUGCUGAGAGUAAAGUUGGAGCCUACGGUUCACCUACAGCGCUGGAAUGAGCGCGUGCGAGAAGGGCGAGCAGUGGCAGCAGGCACUGUCGUUGCUCAGUGA